Messenger RNA from Epinephelus moara (kelp grouper), 10213 nucleotides. RefSeq names its product synuclein, alpha interacting protein (gene sncaip). Lineage: Eukaryota; Metazoa; Chordata; Actinopteri; Perciformes; Serranidae. Gene Ontology annotation, molecular function: ubiquitin protein ligase binding. The transcript has 12 exons. The record is from RefSeq and is a predicted model, not a curated record. Bases 148 to 2937 code for a protein of 929 amino acids.
UUUCAAGACAGCGAGGCGACACAAGGAAAAAAAACAGCUGGAUCCGAGGAUCAGAGCAGCUAGCGGCUCAGCUAGCUCCUUCACCUCCUUCUCCUCGGCUGCCUGACCUCCAUAAGCUGGCUGUGAGGCUGAUGAUGUGGUGUGAAGAUGGAGGCUCCUGAAUACCUGGACCUGGAUGAGAUCGACUUCUCUGAUGAUUCAGUGUAUUCUGUGACGUCUCUAAAGAGCAUCCCAGAGUUGUCCAGGAGGAGUGAUGGCCAGGCCGAGGAGAGACCGGCUCCAGCCAUCAACUGGAGUCGCAGCGUUUCCUCCCACAGCGGCGGCGGUAUCAAACCCACGGGGCUCGCUGAGGUCCACAGUAAGUUCCGGCCGGUGAAGAGGGUCUCCCCUCUCAAACACCAACCAGAGACCACCGACUCCGACUGUGACGGUAAAGUCCAGGGACCGGGGCAGGGGGAGCCGGGGGAGGCCAGUAAGGAUGACCCCAGCUCUGACAAACAGACUCAUGCCUCCACCUCCUCUGAGGGGCCGGGAGGGAAGGCGAAGGGCGUUGGCGGCGGCAGCGUUGGGGUCGUCGGAGGGAACAACCCCCAGGCUUUGUUCGGGGAGCUGGAGCACUACGACCUGGACAUGGACGAGAUCCUGGACGUGCCUUAUAUCAAGUCCAGUCAGCAGAUGUCCACGCUGCCUCGCGUCCCCCACGACAAGCGCUCGGUGACGGGGAACAACCUUGGCGGAGGCACCCUGGAGAGGACCAGAGGAGGAGGGCUGAAGAGCUCCGCUUUACCCCAUAACGAGCCUCUGAGCCUGGGCAGCAGCAGCUCACAGACUCAGUACUGUGUUCUGUCUCCGGUGAAGUGGUCCGACCUGAGGAAGUCCAAGUCCAUGGAUCCAGACCUCCACCACCUCCACCGCUCCCCGGCUGGAGGAGGCUACCAGUCGGAGCUGCUGUCCUCUGGACUCCUCAGCUGCUCCUCCUCCCUCUCUUCUUUCUCUGAUGCAGACAAGCUGCUGUCAGCGCGGGUCUACCCCGACUCCCAGAGCCAGAGGCCGGGCGUGGAGCCUCCAGGGGGCCCGGGGAUGAUGUUCCCCCUGCCAGGGUGCAGUGUGGGCAGGCAGGACUCCUCCAAGUCCUGGGCUCCUGGACCAGGAGGAGGAGGAGGUGGAGGCGGAGGAAGCGGUGGGCCGAGGGGGUUCGGAGGAGGUGGAGGAGCAGGAGGGGAGGUGGACGAGGAGACCAAGAAGAACCAGAACAUCAUCAACAUCGUUAGAGAGGGACAGAUCUCUUUGCUGCCUCACCUGGCGGCAGACAACCUGGAGCUGAUCAGAGACGAGGACGGGAACAACCUUCUGCACAUCUCGGCCUGUCAGGGUCACGCUGACUGUCUGCAGCACCUCACCUCUCUGAUGGGGGAGGACGGCCUCAACGAACGCAACAACCAACAGCUCACCCCUGCUGGACUGGGAGUCAAGAAUGGUCAUCUGGAGUGUGUGAGGUGGAUGGUGAGUGAGACGGAGGCCAUCGCAGAGCUGAGCUGCACCAGAGAACAUCCCAGUCUGAUCCACUACGCUGCUCGCUAUGGACAGGAGAAGGUGCUGCUGUGGUUGCUUCAGUUCAUGCAGGAGCAGGCGAUCUCUCUGGACGAAGUCGACCAGAAUGGAAACACUGCCGUCCACGUGGCGGCUCAGUACGGACACCUCACAUGUAUACAGACUCUGGUGGAGUACGGCUCCAAUGUGACGGUGCAGAACCAGCAGGGGGAGCGGCCGUCCCAGAGUGCCGAGCGACAGGGACACACCACUUGUGCUCGGUACCUGGUUGUCGUGGAGACCUGCAUGUCGUUGGCCUCGCAGGUUGUCAAACUCACUAAACAGCUCAAUGAGCAGGCAACAGAGAGGAUGACUCUACAGAAACAACUGCAGAGACUGAUGGACCCCAACAAGGCAGAGGGGACACCUUCCAGAUCGCCCAGCUCCCAUCAGCCCUCAGUGGAGGCGUGGCCAGAGAUGAUGUUGACAGCGGAGGUGACUCCAGGGGACGGUUGGUUGGUCCGUCAGGGAGGGGUGGGUCCAGAUUCGGUGCUGCGGCAGCUGCUGGGGAAGGACAUGUCGGACACACUGUGUCCCAGGGAGAGGCUGCCCCCGGCGGGCGGCCCCGGGGCCACUGGGCCCCGCAGGACGGGGCUGGUGGAGAGGAGAGAGCUCAAACUGGCGAGACUCAGACAGAUCAUGCAGCGCUCUCUGAGUGAAUCCGAUUCGGACGGUUAUCCACCGGAGGAGGGUAAGAAUCAAGGAGCGGCGGCCGUGAGCACACUGCGACCUGAUAGGCCGUCCCAUCUGCCAAUUGCAGAGGAGGAGCCAGCGUCAAACCACCUUAACCUGAUGAUGAAGAAGCACCUGCCUUCCUCCUCCUCCUCUUCCACAGCUGACAGGAAGCUGGCGUUUUCACUCAGUGGGUCAAAGUCGGUAGACAGCGUGGGUUACAACCCCUCCCCCACCUCCAGCGACCCCGAGGCGGUGGACGGUAAAACACCAGACGCUUCCAGUGACUUCCACGACGGCGCCAACGGCCAGAAAGUUGCCACCAGCCCCAAGAGCGCCCUGAAGUCGCCCUCGUCUCGCAGGAAGACAUCUCAGAACCUCAAACUGAGAGUCACCUUUGACGAGCAAGUUCACAAGAGCUCCAGUCAGGAGGCGGAGCAGACCAAAGGGCAUCAUGGGAAGGAGAGGACUCCUACAGGAAGCUCUGAAAGCAAGCGGCCGUUCGGGGCGUUCCGCUCCAUCAUGGAGACGCUGAGCGGAAACACAAACCACAACAACAACAGUGGUGGUCAGUCAGGCUCCACCUGUCAGAACUCACCUGGCAGGAAGUCAGAGAGUAAAGGCAGCCCAGGAGGAGGCGGGGCCAGAGGCAAGAGCAAAACCAGUAACGUUUAACCAAUGAGUGCCUACUGAAGGGCAGAGAGCACAUAAUGAACAGACCGACUGAGCAAACAGCAAGAGGCAGACAACAUGAGAACUUUAUACUGGAAUUACAGUAGAGAUAUAUCUGACAUUAAUCACAGAUAAACCUACAUUACAUUACUUUCAGGCAUGUCUCACAGCUGAGUCACCGACUCAUUUUACUUCCUGUUUACCCAAAGUAUCAUGGGAACCAAAGUGCCAAAAGCACAAACAUAUUACCCCAAAACAAUGAAACAUUCCUGACAUGAUACAUCCAUGACCCACAUUUCUUUUUGUUUGAUAGCAUCAGUACAUUGUUUGACUAAACUAAGGCUCAGAAUUGUUUCUAGUACAUCACUAAUCUCCUUGGAACGUGACUCCCCUCCGUCGUUUAGAUACACAGGGUUCCUACACAAGUAUGGAAAAGUAUGGAAAUAAAUUUGAUCAAUUUCCAGGUAUUAAAAAGUAUGGAAAAUGAAAAAUAAAGUAUGGAAAAAUAUUUAUGUUUCCAGACUAUUACUACUGUUCUAAAAUACUGUUUUCUAAAAUAGAAAAUUAGGUAUUUCCAAAAAUAAUUUAAUCAAUCCGGAUCGUGUUUUAUGCCGGGCCAUGCACAGUUCAUGUGAGAGCAAACGUCUCAGAAAACAUACCGCCCCUUUUACCUGAUUGACAAGUGGUAUGUCCAGUCCGCUGCCCCAUGACCCUCCUCCAGCCCCCCCAGGUAUCAAGUUUCACUCCAACACUGCACCUUCGACAAGAAGACGAGUUUCACGUGGUUCACAAUGGGUAGAUGCAAGUUUUUGGAUGGAUGGCUUGACAAUACCGUAUAUAAAUACUGGUUGGCCAAGGAUUCCCAAUUCACACACAGAGCUAGAUGCAAGCUUUGUGUGAAAUCGUUUGACAUCGCCAACAUGGGGGAGAAGGCGAUUCUGAGCCACAUGAAAGGAAAAAACACUGACGUCUCGUUACUGCAUCGCUUGCACCCAGAGUCCCAACCUUUUCGCCUCAGCCCAAACAUUGAACUUACCUGAGUUUUUAUUUGCAUGCCAUUAUGGAACUUGGCUACAGUCGCCUAUUAAGAAUAAUUAAAUAUGAUGUGAAAUAUGAUACACUGAUAUAUUUACUCAGAUGUUGCAUAUUCUCUGGAAGAAAAAAAACACUGAGAAGUCUGGAAAUUAUGGUAUGGAGAAGUAUGGAAUUUUGAAAUUCCAAAUGCGUAGGAACCCUGUAUACAGAUAUUAAGUGAUGAAAACUUGCAAAUAUAACGAGAAAAAAUCUAAUUCACUUAAAUGAUGUGAAGGUUUUCAUGCCUCCAGAGGUAUUUUGUUUUCGGGUUGUCCGUCUGUCCCAUUCUUAGGAGUAUGAUCUCAAGAUUGCCUUUAGGGAUUUCUUCAAAUUUGGCACAAACGUUCAGUUGGACUAAAGAAUGAACAAAUAACAGUUUUGUAGUCAAAGGUCGCUGUAACAUUGCGUCCGUCUCAUUCUUGGGAACGCAGUAUCUCAAAAACACCUAAUGGGAAUUUCUGUAGAUUUGGCACAAACAUCCACUUGGACUAAAGAAUGUACAAAUUAGAAUUUGGUGCACAAAGGUCACAGUGACCUCACCAAACAUGUUUUCGGCCAUAACUCAAGAAUUCAUACGUUCAUUUUGACAAAACUUCCCACAGGUGUCUAACAGGAUAUUAUGAUGAAGUGAUGUGUGCCUGGUGGCUCAGUGGUUAGAGCAGGCGUCCCGAUAAAUACAGCCAUAAACAUUUUAAUCUGAGCACAGUCGAAAACAUCAGCAACACCUGUGCUGACUGGGAUGAAUUUAAAUACCAUGGGCCGCCUCAGCCAGUGACAGAAGCCACCUAGUGGCGUGGUGGGAUAGUACAUUUCACACAAAUCAAACAGGUGGCUCCAACAGCAGUGUCCUUGCCGCAGCCUCUCCCUUUUUCAUGCUUUAACAACCCUAUUCAAUAAAGGCAAAAAGGCAAAAAUGAAUCUUAAAUAAUAAUAAUAAUUAUUAUGCAGUGAUGACAUUUUAUAUCCAAAAGGUCAAAGGUCUAAGAUGUGUGUGAAGCAUCCAUGUUUUCACAGACAUGAAAGUAAAGUGCAACUGGACAGAUUUGCGUAGUCAUACAACCACAAAGCGGUAAUCCUAGUUUAACAAUAUAAUUUCUGCUAAAGGCCCACUUACUAUCUUUUUCCGGAGCUUUAAACUGUAUCUCAUGGUUUUCAUCAGAGGAUGGAGUUUGCACAGUUGACAUUGAGUAUGUCACCUCCAGACAUUAAUCAACAGACUGUGAGUUAAACAUUAUUAUAUCAAACUGUCAUUCCCAAAGUCAGGUAGGAACUUUCACACUCUAUUGAUGAGAUUAAUUUAAAUAGUAUUUCUUAAAACUUCUGUUUCUAUACCUGCAAACUGUAAAGUUUCUCAUGUUCUCUGCCUCUGAUGUUUGGCCUUUGAUGGUUUUCCUACAGUUUAAGGACUGAAAGACAAAAACAGAAACUCUGUUAUCGUCUGUUAUUUUGUUCACGUGUAUCUGAUGGCGUUAAUCGGACUCACUUCAACGUGAAAGAGAAGAACCUGUGAGUGUUUAAUGAUACUGAAGCUGUUGUUGUUAUAUUGACAGACUGAAGGAAGUGUGUUUGCGUAUUAAUCAGUGUCCUGCAGAAACCUCACAUCUCCAUAUCACCACUUAUCAUAUAUAUUUUAGUUUCAUCACGUUUAGUUAGAUUACAGAGUUCACUGAUCCGUUAAACCGAAGCAAAGUGUCAAAUGUUUCUGACUGGAGACGACAGGUUUCUGUUCCUCUGCCACUCUGUUACUGAACUACACUAAAAAUGAAGUAUUAGUAUUUAUGUUUAUGCACACAGUUAUAUGAUUUGAAAUUUUAAAAUAUGUGGUUAUAAUCCUGCACGUGGUCAACGUGCACCAGCACAACAAAUCCUUUUAAAACCACUGUAUAUAUAGUAGUAUUUAAUUUUUUUUUUUUUUUACGUUUCACAUCAUAUUCCACACUUUUUUUAUUUUAUUUCCAUGGUUAUUAUCUAUGCAGUAUUUUUGGCAUGAAGUAGACUUUAGUUGUGUGAUGUGUUUGAGGCGGGGAGGUUUAAGGAUGCACCUUCUACAGCGGCCGACGAAACGGCCGAUCGUUUGAACUUUAGGAGAAAGAAGAGAUUCUAUACAGCGUUCACAAAGCUGAGAGUAGACGACUGAGGCUGUUAUCUGAUGCUCUUAUCCAGUGUUUAGAUUUUAGUGAGGCAAUAAGUGCUGCUCAUUUUCUGUUUCUGGUGACAUGUUUACAGAUGAACUCUCCUUAGCUUAAAGCUAUGUUCAUACAUUAAGCUCAGUGUGUCAGAGCCAUGGAUGAUGUCACAGAUGAGGGGAGAGAGACUUUAUUAGGCUGUCUCCACCUCUUACUAUUACCCAAUACUUUUAGCAUAAUGACAGAUUAAGGGCUGCUGAAGUUAGAGGGGACCUAUUAUGCUUUUCUUUAUUUUCUUCAUAAAGUAUUAUAGCCCAAUGAUUUCGGAUGACACGACCAAAGUUUCAAUAAUAAAAAAAAAAUCACUGUGAUCAAAAACGUGAGGCUUCAGACCGUUCUGAAUACGCUGUUUCCAGCAAAUUUUCUACUUUUGUGACAAGUUAAUGUCAGUUUAUAAAGAUUUCAAACACUUUACUUGGAGGUAUCGACAUAAGAGUGACAUGACACUGUCAGGAACUUGUCAGGAACAUUAUGUACAUGUCAUAAAUGUUUAUGACUGCAGUCAUUAAGUUGACAUUAGGUUUUUGUAAUGACAAGUUGACAUUGUUUGGGUUGUCUUGAUUAUGACAACUUGACAUUAACCAGGAUGACAUUACCAGAAGAUGUCUUUGUCAUGACAAUAAUAAUCAUCAUGUCAACUUGUCAUAAACACAAAAAGAGGAGCAUUUUUUGUUAAUGUCAACUUGUCAUGACAAAGACAUCUUCUGGUUAUGUCAUCCUGGUAAAUAUCAAGUCGUCAUUAUAAGGACAUCCCAAACAAAUUUAAUGUCAACUUGUCAUGACAAAGACAACUUCUGGUAAUGUCACUUUAAUUAAUGUCAAGUUGCCAUAAUAAAGACAACCCAAACAAUGUCAACUUGUCAUUACAAAAACCGAAUGACACUUAAUGACAGCAGUCAUAAACGUUUAUGACAUGUACAUAAUGUUCAUGACAGGUUCAUGACCAUGUCAUGUCAUAGUUAUGACAGUGCUAUGUCACUCUUAUGUAGCUACCUUCAAGUAAAGUGUUAACAAGAUUUCUUUAUGUCAGUGGAUCCAGCAACGGGGUCCAAAUUCCUCGUAGUCAUUAGUUGAAGCGCCACACAGUUAAAUAUAUUCGCCGUCAUGUUCGCUCGGUUGCUGUCUCUGUUCAGUAGCUGUCCAUUGGAGUGAUCCAAUUUGACACAUAUAAUAAUAACACAUGAAACAAAUACAAAAGAAGCACCCAGGCAGGUCAGGACAGCAGGUACAAUCAUUUAAGGUGAUUUUUAUUUGACCAUAUUUCUUACAUCAUUCAUUUUAGCUUUAAACAGGCUGCUGCAGAACACUUGAUACCUUUUCACUCGCUCCUCUGUAAACUGAUGCUGAGUGGAGACACUAGAGUCUCACCAGCAGCCCCAUGAGGCUGCAGUGUGAAUUACACCUCAGUUUACAGAAACAGACCUGUUAAAACUCUACAGUAUUGUGAAUAGAGAUGUAAUGUUUUUCUUGAGGAUGGUGCGAGAGGAAAGGUCAAGGGCUUCACCAGAAUCACUAUGUAUCAUCCAUCAGGAAUAUCUACGUCUAAUUUCAUGGAAAUCUCUUCGGUCCAAAGUAUUUCAGUGUUUCCAUCACUUCCUUUAAAAGGAAACCUUUAAACUUUUGGGACAUUUCUGUCUCAUAGUUUGAUUACAAGAUUCAUAUCUGUGUUCAUCUUUACAGCCACUAAUGAAACAAAAUCUCCUCCUUGGUGUUGUAGUUUUACUCUGCGUCAGUUGUUUGGAAACACUCCUGAUAGAAACAGAUUUCAGCCUCGGCUCUCUACUUUGUAGCUUUGAGAGAAACUGGAUCACGUCUGUCGUAUUUUUGCUGCACAUUAACGUUGAUACAAAUACUGUCUGUGGUUCUGAUGCAGCAGAAUAUUUCUAAUCCAAACUCUGUGGAGCUUUUCUGUCACAUUCCUGACCGCUUUUACAUCUGUAUUUUGGAUCAGUGAGAUUCUGCUGAGCUGUUUACUCGUCUGGUUUACAAAGACCUUUUUUAUUUUUGCAGUUUACCAUGUUUAGGUUUACACACUCUUUGGUGGUCAGGGUUCUUGAUGGUGGAUAUAUUUGAGGCGGUGGAGUCUGGGAGGAUUUACCUGCAGCCACUGGGCUGAUUCUGACUUGUUAAAGGAUCAGUCCAACAUUUCAGUGUCGUCCCCGAAGUUAGAUAAGAAGGUGGUUAGCAGCUACUUCUGUUAGCAUCCAGUACAGAUACUCUACUUGGGGAGAGGGCCGAUUUGUUGCAAUAAAACUUUAUUAAAGGAAUUGUCAAAGGAUGGAAAAGUUUAGUGUUUACAUCGGUUGUUGAUCACAGAAGUCGUACGUAUGGCGUGUGCUGUAAAGGUGAUUAAAAAGACCAGAAGUACAGAAUAGUAGUGGGCCGAGGUGUCCACAUAUCUGUGUUGGAUGCUCCACUUGUGUUUUUCAGUAAUUCAGAGCAGGAAAAAAUUGUGGUCGUGGUUCUAGUUAAAACUUUACUGUCACUGUUCAGUCAGUCUUCUACGUUUACUUCACUCCCAGCCAAUGUAAGGGUUUGGCACCAGCUAGUACCAACUCAAAUUCCUGUGAUUCCAGUAAGCAUUUCAUUGAUAAAAAUUGUCAAAAAUCCCUCCAAAAUACCACAUUUAGACACCAAGACCUUGAGGAACACGGACAAGAAUUUAACUUUUCGACAAUUGGAUGGCAAGCACUUAAUGUUCUGGAGACUCCUGAGAAACCCCCUCAUGACAUAAUAUAACUAUGGAAGCCUGCGAAACUGGGCUCAUUGAAUCCACAAGAGUCUCAGCUUUCCAGUCAGACCCAGUUUAUGCAAAUCCAAGGCUGUUACUGGACUCCAGUGUGCAGGAAUAUUUAAUGCAAUAAGUGAAAAUAGCACAUUUAUACUGCAAAUAAGUGCAAAGUUUGUGCCCAAAACUGUAUGAGACUAGCAUAAAGUGGACAUGUGGAGACAUGUGGGUGCCCAGAAAACCCUUUUUUCAUUCAGAUUACUUGAGGUGAGAGGUCAAUGGACCUCUGUGACAUGGCUAUGCUGUUUUUCCCCCGCCAAAAUUUAGCCUAACUUUGGAGCGUAGUUUAGCCCCCUUCCUGGGAAGCUAGCAUAACAUGGUUGGCUACCACUGGAGUCCUGAGGUCCUCUAGGUCCAUAUGAUACCACUCUUAUAGUAUAGUAAACAAUAAACUUCCAAAUUUGCAGAACUACAAAGUUUUGAACACUUUAUUUUACAAAAAAAAAAAAAAAAAAAAGUCAUUUGUGUGUUGCCAGUUAUUGGGGAAAAUAUAGAUCAUGCUUAGUUCUUGCAGUUCAUUCAGCCCAAUUACCUGCAGGUGUUGUGUGAUUUUAACUCACUGGAACAUGCCAACAUUUUGAAUUUGUCUUUGUGCAGGCAAAUAAUAAAUCAGCAUGUUUAAAGAACACAUUUGCCAACAAUAAAUUGAUGUGAAUGAAUAUUUACUUGAAGCUUUUCAAAAAGUAGUUCUAAACUCAGAGUAACAAAGUGAAAUAACAGAAUAGUGUCUGUAUUUUCCUUUAUAGUUUUAUAAGUUAUUUCCGAGACAAAUUCUUAAGAAAAUACAGACUAAAGUGUCACCAAUAGUUUUUCGGAGCUUGUCGUCAGUUGUCAGGAAAACUCCCAGACUCCACCACCUCAAAAUAUCACUCGCUGCCAAAACACCCAGGGUUCAGUCUGUGGGUCGACUGUGUCGAUGAGAUUGUUUUCACAAAUGCAGUUUAUUUUAUUUGAAGUGUCUUCAUCGUUUCAAUCGCUCCUUCAGGAUGAAGAAGAGGAGCUCUGUGUUUCAGACAAACUGAACUCUUCCUGUUUGUCGUCUAUUCAAUAAACUCUUCAGACGGACAGUUGAUGCAUCCACUCAGAUGUUUACUCUCAAUGCAAACAAAAAAAUAAUAAAAUGAGAUGCAUUACCAGUGACUGUUGGAGGAGCCUGUCUGAUCUUAGUGUUUUUUACUAACCAGCGUGUAAAGAGAGACGGCUGCUCUUCUGUUAUUGAAGACAAAUAAAC